Pyricularia grisea is the source of this 1658-nucleotide messenger RNA. RefSeq lists its product as uncharacterized. Gene Ontology annotation, molecular function: L-alanine:glyoxylate transaminase activity; L-serine:pyruvate transaminase activity. NCBI's taxonomy places the organism in Eukaryota, Fungi, Ascomycota, Sordariomycetes, Magnaporthales, Pyriculariaceae. Bases 240 to 1559 code for a protein of 439 amino acids. The record is from RefSeq and is a predicted model, not a curated record. Gene Ontology annotation, cellular component: peroxisome. The transcript is spliced from 4 exons.
AUUGGACACAACUACUUGUACUAUACUGCACUUAUCCUUACCCCCGAGCUGGCUUGGAAAUUUCAACUUGAAGUUGAGGUACCUUUUUGAAGGUACAAAAGGUGAAAUAAGUAGAUAAGGUACCUACUGGAUACUUGGUACCUAAACUUGGCUCAAGUUCAUCCGAAAAUCUGGCGCAUCUACGCUCGGCAGUACUUAAGGGGUUGGGUCGGGCACAUCUCUGGAAGAGUUCCGACAUCAUGUCCCCGCCUAAGAUACUCAACCCCUCUGCAGCAACAACGUCACCAGCAGCGUCCCGGUUGUCGCAGCUUUCCUACCACUUGAGUAGCUCAUCUCAUUCCAACUCGACAUCUACUACAUCUUCUUCAACUAGCUCGGAUAACAGCAACAAACAUUCCAAAAUGUCUUCUCAGCCUGAGCAUCCCACCUUGCUCAUUCCCGGACCAAUCGAGUUUGAUGAUGCUGUCCUCCAGUCCAUGAGCCAUUACAGCGAGAGCCAUGUUGGCCCGGCUUUUGUCAAUGUUUUUGGCGAAACCUUGACCCUCCUCCGCAAACUGUUCCAGACGACGGAUUCAGGCUCACAGCCAUUUGUCAUCUCAGGGUCUGGCACCCUCGGAUGGGACUUGGUUUCUGCCAACCUUGUCGAAGCCGGCGAGGAUGUACUUGUUCUUGGCACUGGCUACUUCAGUGAUGCUUUUGCCGACUGCCUUCGAACAUACGGCGCUAGCGUAACGGAGCUCAAGGCCCCCGUUGGAUCCAGGCCCCAACUGCCCGAGAUUGAGAAGGCUCUUGGUGCCAAGAAGUACAAGGUCCUCACUGUCACGCACGUCGACACCUCAACCGGUGUGCUCAGCGAGCUCAAGGAUCUCAGCGCAAUGGUGCACAAGGUCUCUCCUGAGACCCUCAUCAUCGUUGAUGGCGUGUGCAGUGUGGCUUCUGAGGAGAUUGCAUUUGAUGAGUGGGGUCUAGAUGGUGUGAUCACUGCCAGUCAAAAGGCUAUCGGCUGUCCGGCUGGUCUCUCGAUUUCAAUGUUCAGCUCAAGGGCUAUCAAGGCAUUUGAGGCUAGGAAAACUCCUCCUGCUUCCUACUUUGCAUCCAUGAAGAACUGGCUACCAAUCAUGCGUAACUACGAGGCCAAGAAGCCAUCAUACUUUGCGACCCCGUCGCCUCAGCUCAUCCACGCCCUCCACACUGCCCUGACCCAGAUUAUGUCCAGGCCACUUGCUGAGCGCUUCGCUAAGCACAAGGAGGCUUCAAGCAAGAUCAAGAAGGCUAUCGCCGACCUUGGCCUUAAGCAGGUUGCCUCCAACCCUGCGGACCAGGCCAAUGGCAUGACGGCGGUUUACCUCCCUGAAACCGUGAAGCCGACAGACAUCUUGCCGAAGCUGUUCAGCAAAGGAGUUAUAUUUGCCGGUGGCAUCCACAAGGAGAUCGCCCCCAAGUAUAUCAGAUUCGGCCACAUGGGCAUCAGCGUGUUGAACCCGGAGAGGGGCGAUCUUGAUCGUGCCAUCAAGGCUCUCGAGUCUGGACUGUCGGAGUGCGGUUACCAAAAAGUAUAGACACACAUAGGAACGCGGGCAAAAUUGUGUAACAUCCAGUCAGUUGUAUAGAAAGAUUUAAAUACAGGAAAUACAGUUGUCACAGAAAUUACCCAUCGA